GGCACAACUACCAAUUUUAGGAUGAUGAAAAUGUUAUUAUAUGCGUGACUAACUAGUAGAGCAUGUGCACGUACCACUAGAGAGAGUCCUUGUCUUCCACUUGUUAAUUAUGAUUAGAUUCCAAUUUUCCAGUAAACAAUGCAGUCCUAGCCUCUAACUAAGCCGGAGAUUCAACACACUAUCAAAAAUUCAAAACCACAAGCCUUAACUAUACUCAACUAUCCAACUCAAGAAUUUGAUACACAUACAUUCGACCGAAAUCUGUACUGCAAAAUGGAUUCUGGAGAAAAGCGUCUGAAUGAGCUUGGUUAUAAGCAAGAACUGAGGAGGGAGAUGACGCUGUUGAAAACACUGGCAAUAACCUUUUCAUGCAUAUCAGUAUUUUCUGGUACACCUCUCUAUGGCCAAAGCUUGCGCUAUGCAGGUCCUGCGACCUUAAUAUGGGGUUGGAUAGCUGUCACAUUCUUCACAUGGUUUGUUGCAAUCGCCAUGGCUGAGAUUUGCUCCUCUUUCCCAACCACUGGUUCUCUUUACUUCUGGGCUUCCCAUUUGGCUGGACCCAGGUGGGGCCCGUUUGCUUCGUGGUGCUGUGCUUGGCUUGAGACCAUUGGCGUGAUAUCUGCAAUAGGUGCUCAGGCGUAUUCUGCAUCACAAGCAUUGCAGAUGAUCAUCCUUAUAGCCACAGGAACAAACAAGGGUGGAGGCUAUUUUGCAACAAAGGAAGUUUUUUUGUGCAUGUAUGUGGGUCUAAUCAUCAUAUGGGCAAUACUAAACACAUUUGCCCUACAAGUGAUAGCAUUUCUCAACAUAAUUUCCAUAUGGUGGCAGGUACUUGGUGGUUUGCUUGUGAUUAUAAUGCUUCCUCUGGUGGCACAGACGACACAGUCAGCUUCUUAUGUCUUCACACAUUUUGAAACUUCUCCUGAGUUGACUGGGAUAUCUAGCAUACCUUAUGCAGUGAUUUUAUCAGUUCUUCUGAGCAUCUACUCUCUAUACGGUUUUGAUGCUGCAGCUCAUCUUACUGAGGAGACGAAAGGUGCAGAUAGAACUGGUCCUAUAGCCAUUCUAUCUAGUUUUGGGAUUAUAUCAGUGCUUGGUUGGGCUUAUUACAUAGCUCUCACAUUCAGCAUCCGGGAUGUGGACUAUUUGUACAAUGUAGACAAUGAGACUGCUGGUGCACUUGUACCAGCACAGAUAAUAUACGAAGCAUUCUAUGGGAGGUUUCAUAAUUCAAACGGAGCUGUGGCUUUCCUCUGUAUCAUCUGGGGUUCCUACUUCUUUUGUGGGUUGUCAGUUAUCACCACAGCUGCCCGAGUAGUUUAUGCUCUAUCAAGGGAUAAUGGCAUCCCCUUUUCACCAAUUUGGAGGAAAGUGCACCCAAGAAGCAAGGUCCCAACAAAUGCAGUGUGGCUCUGCGCAGCCAUCGGUAUCCUGCUAGGAUUACCCAUCUUGAAACUUGACUUGGUAUUCACAGCCAUCAUUUCAGUUAGUACAAUUGGUUGGGUGGGUGGUUAUGCAGUACCUAUUUUUGCUAGGCUGGUGAUGGUUGAAGAGAAAUUCAAAGCAGGACCCUUCUAUUUGGGCAGAGCAAGCAGGCCAGUUUGCUUUGUGGCCUUUGUGUGGAUAUGUUAUGCAUGUUCUACCUUCUUAUUGCCAACUUUCUAUCCUCUUAGAUGGAAAACUUUCAAUUAUGCACCAAUUGCUCUCAGUGUUGUUUUGACACUGAUAAUGAUUUGGUGGGUUUUGGAUGCAAGGAAAUGGUUCGAAGGACCUGUGAGAAACAUUGAUUUACCAGAGAGAAACUAUGAGAAUCCUCUCAUUCAGACAAAUGACCAGAAGUAGCGAAGAAAGAGGUUCUACUCUAGCUCAUCAUGUUGUUUAAUUUUCUUUAGGCUUGAACUGGAUAAGUGCAUUGUACAUUCAAUUGAAGAAGGCUGCAUGUUGUUGGGGAUGAAAAGAGGAACAACUGCAAUAGUGUAAAUGUGUAAGCCAUAACUAGUAUUGCAGCCAACCAAUUUGUCAUCUCUAAAUUACAUGGAUCAAACUUGAUCAGUAUAAGGAUUAGCAGAAAAGGUUGUCUUGUUAAAGCGCUCCAAAUCUGUUAGAAUAAAGCUCCCACCAAACCAACAUUUUUAUGCCUUUUCCAUAUGGCCGGAUUAAUUCAUCUUCUUUCACCA
Molecule: messenger RNA, 2177 nt
Organism: Rosa rugosa (rugosa rose)
Lineage: Eukaryota; Viridiplantae; Streptophyta; Magnoliopsida; Rosales; Rosaceae
Product: amino-acid permease BAT1 homolog
Exons: 7
Coding region: 274-1842 (522 amino acids)
Biological process (GO): amino acid transport; transmembrane transport
Cellular component (GO): membrane
Molecular function (GO): transmembrane transporter activity
Source: RefSeq, a predicted model, not a curated record